AUGAGAGCAUAUCGCACCCGCAUGGCCACGCCUCCAGUGCGCACCUCGGCGUAUUUGGACCGCCAUGUGGACCUGGUGUCUCUGGUGUCUCCCAGUAGUCUAUCCACCUCCCCUGACCCUACCGACUAUCUGGAGGCCGUGGAGCCCAAAAGGGACUUUUCACGUGACGGCAAGGCCCUGUCAGUCAAGUCCACCAAGUCGUCCAAGUCCACCAAGUCGUCCAAGUCCACCAAGUCGGUUAAAUCGACCAAGUCGCAGAUAAAGUCGCCCAAAAACAAACGGACCAGCUUCAAACACAUGCUGGGAAAGCGACACAAGAAACCCACGCUUACAGACAUCUUUCUUGACCCAGACGCCAACGACUCUCUCUACACUUGCCAUGCCACAGACAUGCUCCCCAAACCCAAACAUUACAAGGUGCGCCGAUGGAAGAAUCACAAGAGCCACAAGUCCGACGACUACCCCGAUACCAGAGACACAGAGACAGAUACCUACUAUGAUUCCCUGGGCGUGCGGUCCGAGCUGCGGAAAUACGUCGGGUCACGGGGCUCCACCAACACGACCCAGACCCGAUUGAGAUACCCUGUUUGUGUGGGGACCGGGGCUACAGCCGUAGUGUCGGGUGGAGCCACCUCCGACGUCGGCAAAAGUUCCCAUUCCUCCGGCACCUUUGGCGGCACCCACUCCGAUACCAACACCAACACAUGGACAAGCUCGUGGCGACCUGCUGGUAUACGAGAAAGCCGAUCCUUGUCGCCCGAUCGCGCGCGUCAUGACCCCCACUUGCUGGAUGUCAGCUAUGACGAAACUCCACAGCUGGUGCCCGAGAGAGAAACGUUUAUGCAGCGACUACGACACCGGUUCCGGGUGUGA
Molecule: messenger RNA, 873 nt
Organism: Yarrowia lipolytica CLIB122
Lineage: Eukaryota; Fungi; Ascomycota; Dipodascomycetes; Dipodascales
Source: RefSeq, a predicted model, not a curated record